AUGCCACCAAUGACGCCGAUUGCAAAAAGUCAACGAGAUGGCAGCUUGAAGUCUCUGAGUUUGCAACAAUACCAGCAACAACAUCAACAACGACAACGACAUCAGCCGGAAGAUAACAGUGCCGGCAUGGUAGAACUAGACGGCCCCAGUGAUAAUAUGAGUUACCAACAGACAACAAACCAGACAACCAACAUUAUCAACAUCACUAACAUCAGCAAGUCAUUCACAAGCUACAACAACAUCUGCAAACCCAAUCUCGCAACCAUAUCAUUUGAUGGCAGCAAAAACGACAACAUCAACAAGGACAAUUAUAGCGACAACAACAACAGUUGUAACGAUACUAUCAGUGUAUAUAAUAAGGUUAAAGAAUACAACAGAAUAAAUGGCUCCAAGUUGUGCUACUCUGUUGUUGAUCCUUACAUUAGAGCCAUGACUGCCCCCUCGAGACCGGUGAAAAGUUCGAAGUUGUCACCAUCAUCUCCAUCCUCCUUCCUAUCAACUUCAUCGUCAUCACAUCGUACUGCUGUCUUCAAAGGUGGCAACCACACCACCAGCAACCACAUCAGCAGUAACAACAACGUCGGUGGUUAUGAUAACGCACCUGAUGAUGAUGAUGAUGAUGAUCAUUACGAGGAGAUGCACGUGCUGAAGAAGAGGAAGAGGUGCCACACAUUCGCUGGCAACUCUGUCAGACUUGUAUCUUGA
Messenger RNA from Helobdella robusta, 705 nucleotides. RefSeq lists its product as hypothetical. The coding region runs from base 1 to 705 and encodes 234 amino acids. The transcript has 3 exons. Lineage: Eukaryota; Metazoa; Annelida; Clitellata; Rhynchobdellida; Glossiphoniidae. The record is from RefSeq and is a predicted model, not a curated record.